ACCAGUAUCUCCAUCGGUAUCCGGAUCUGUGUUUCUCGGUAGCUGUCUCCUUACAUUAGCCCAGGUAUUGACCCACGCUGCGGUUUGCGCAACACCUCAGCCUCUGUCUUCAGCUAGUGUGUGUUUGUGUAUCAGGGCGAAGGACUGCGAGUCAUGGAGCGAGUCAUGGGCGGAGGACUGCUGCCACUGGUUUUAGCAGGUGCUGUAUUGCUUUUGUAUCGGGUCCUGGUCCGCCUUAGGCCAGGAGCUGCUCUGCAGGAUGCUGUGGUGGUCAUCACAGGGUCCACAUCAGGACUGGGCAAAGAGUGUGCGCGGGUCUUCCACGCUGCAGGUGCGCGGCUUGUGCUGUGUGGCCGAGAUGCAGCCCGUCUGCAGCAGGUGGUCCAGGAGCUCACAGCAAGUUCAGCUGGCACACAGAAGAAGACGUACACUCCCAGCACUGUGACCUUUGACCUGGCCAACACAGCCACAGUGGACAGAGCUGCAGAGCAGAUACUGAAUUGUUAUGGACAAGUGGAUGUCCUCAUCAAUAACGCUGGAAUCAGUUACCGUGGGGACAUACUGGAUACCCAUCUUUCAGUUCAUCGGGAAGUUAUGGAAACAAACUACUUCGGACCCGUUGCUUUGACUCAGGCUCUCCUGCCCUCCAUGGUCCGUCGACGUAGUGGCCACAUCGUGGUUAUUAGCAGCAUCCAGGGCAAGAUCGCCAUUCCAUACAGAUCAGCAUAUGCAGCCUCCAAACAUGCCACCCAGGCUUACUUCGACUGCUUACGGGCAGAGAUGGAGUGCUAUGGGAUUCCAGUGACCGUGGUCAGUCCUGGGUACAUCCGAACCAAUCUGUCGGUCAAUGCUGUCACUGGGGACGGCUCCAAGUAUGGAGUUAUGGAUAAAACCACAGCGAUGGGUCGAGAUCCCGGGGAUGUGGCUCAGGCUGUUUUGAAGGCUGUCCGUCAAAAAAGCAAAGACGUCGUUUUAGCAGCUCCGCUUCCCACGCUGGCCGUGUACCUGCGAACACUGUGGCCCACACUCUUCUUCAAACUCAUGGCCUCUCGUGCUCGCAAGGAGAGGAAACCGAAAGAAGAAUGAGGACUAAUUGAGAGACAGGUGUGGACCAGUGUCUCAUGAGCGCAGUUUCACUGGUAUGGACCAUUUGCACUGUACAUUGUAACAGAAAGAACCUACGGUAUGCUGAGUGUUUAUCUAUUGCUUUAUUUUUGACCAGACCCUAGUUCUGCUCUUCCAAGGAAUUGAUCUUCUCCUUAUAAUCACAGCUUAGAAUUGAACCGAUAAUUCUUAAUGACGUCAUGAUAGGUUUCAGUACUAACUGUAUUGACAUGGAUGCUGCAUGACCAGGGAUUUUGGUUUAUGUACAUUAUAAAAUGCUUUUUAAUUUGCAGCAGUGUUUAUUUAGUAUUUAGUCCCACUCUCUAAAAGCAGCCUAUCACAUUUUGAGGGAACAUAAAGACAGUUGGCCUGCUGAUGUUGACUGUGAUGAAUGAGAACUUCACCAUCCAGAAAAAUGCAGGAUCUGAUGAAUGUUUCUCUUAUUUUUGGCAGAGGACAUAUCCCAUAACAACAGGUUUUAUAACAACCUGUUAUUCUUUGACCAAAUAGAGAUGUAUUUGUGUCAGUUUACUGAGUACCUCCCUGAAAGUGAAUUAAAUUACACUGCUUAUCUUUAA
Molecule: messenger RNA, 1682 nt
Organism: Solea senegalensis (Senegalese sole)
Lineage: Eukaryota; Metazoa; Chordata; Actinopteri; Pleuronectiformes; Soleidae
Gene: dhrs7b
Product: dehydrogenase/reductase (SDR family) member 7B
Exons: 7
Coding region: 154-1086 (310 amino acids)
Cellular component (GO): membrane
Molecular function (GO): oxidoreductase activity
Source: RefSeq, a predicted model, not a curated record